AUGGGGAAGGAGAAAUCACUCUAUCAUGCUGUUGUCCCCUUGCUAGUCGUUAUUGCCCUUGGGACGACAUUUCUCUAUAUUCUAGGCAUAGUCGUUUAUAGGCUUUACUUCCACCCAUUAGCCAAGUACCCUGGCCCGUUCUGGGCCAGGAUCACGAAUUGGUAUUCCGUAUACCAUGCCGCCAUUGGCGACAGGCACCUACAGACUUACUGGGGUCACAAGAGAUUUGGCAAAUUUGUUCGCAUUGCCCCAAAUCUGGUGACGAUCAACGACCCAGCAGCAAUCAAAGAUAUCUACGGCGUGAACCAAAACGUGCGCAAAUCUUCCUUCUACGAAGCUUCAAUCGCGCACAAUGGCUUCCAGAACAUGUUCUCUUCCCGCGACCGCGAUAUCCACGCCCGUAAACGCCGCAUCCUUGCCCCGGCAUUCACCGAAGCAAACCUGUGCUCCAUGGAACCAUAUAUCCUCCCGCACAUUGACGAAUUCUUCCGCGCGGCGUCAGGGGAAGAGCAUUUCUCGGCAUCACGGAAAUGCUGGACCGCGGAUCUGGGGAAAUGGGGCAACUACCUGACAUUUGAUGUCAUGGGCGAUCUGGUCUUCGGGAAGGACUUUGGGAUGCUCAGGGGAAACGAAAGUCGAGAACUGCCCGAUGUCAUUGACGCGGCGGUGCAUCGGCAACUUCUUAACGGAUGCAGCCCAUUCAUGCUCAGAUGGAACCUCGACAAACUCCUCUUCCCAGACAUUGUCCGUCGCGGCAUGCAGCUGCUCGUCUACGCCAAGAAGCAGGUCCAGCUGCGCAUGAGCGCCGAUCAGAAUCGCAAGGACUUCUUCUCGUACAUUGCCAAUGCCGAGAACAAGGACGGCACCAAGGCAUACGCUGACUCUAAGGAAGUGUUUGCGGAAGCGAGGGGCCUUAUUCUGGGUGGGUCCGAUACAACGGCCACACAAUUGGCAGCGAAUUUCUUCUAUCUGACCAAGAAUCCUCACGCAUUGAAGCGUCUCGGGGAAGAGAUCCGCUCCACAUUCAACUCGGUCGACGAGAUCCGGCUCGGUAAGGCCCUUGACGGCUGCCGCUAUCUCUACGCCGUCAUCAACGAAACGAUCCGCCUCAGUCCCAGCCUCCCGGGCGUCCUGCCCCGGGAAGUGCUAAAGGGCGGCCUCACCGCGGCCGGCGAACACUUCCCUGCUGGAGUCGAGCUCUCGGUUCCCGUCUACGCGGUCCACCAUUGCGAAGACAUCUUCUUCGACCCGCACAUGUUCAUCCCCGAGAGGUGGCUGCCUGAGUACACGAGCGAAGACGCCGUCAAACGGUGCCAUGAUGCCUUGACGCCCUUUUCGUACGGUUCGAGACAGUGCAUUGGCAAGCGAUUGGCCGUUAUGGAGCUUUCUCUGGUCAUUGCUCGGUCGGUCUGGAAAUACAAUCUUGAGUAUGUGGCCGGUGGCAAGGACGAUCGGUUUAGGAAGAGCCCGGAAGUCGUAGAGUACAAGUUGCUUGAUCAUCUUGCAGCGGGAAGAUCGGGCCCCGUCAUAAGGUUCACAAGCAGAGAGUAA
This is a messenger RNA of Cladophialophora psammophila CBS 110553, 1551 nucleotides long. RefSeq lists its product as uncharacterized. Gene Ontology annotation, molecular function: iron ion binding; oxidoreductase activity, acting on paired donors, with incorporation or reduction of molecular oxygen; heme binding. The record is from RefSeq and is a predicted model, not a curated record. NCBI's taxonomy places the organism in Eukaryota, Fungi, Ascomycota, Eurotiomycetes, Chaetothyriales, Herpotrichiellaceae. The transcript has 6 exons. The coding region runs from base 1 to 1551 and encodes 516 amino acids.